This is a messenger RNA of Opisthorchis viverrini, 630 nucleotides long. RefSeq lists its product as hypothetical. The coding region runs from base 1 to 630 and encodes 209 amino acids. The record is from RefSeq and is a predicted model, not a curated record. The transcript has 4 exons. NCBI's taxonomy places the organism in Eukaryota, Metazoa, Platyhelminthes, Trematoda, Opisthorchiida, Opisthorchiidae.
AUGAAAACGACGGUCACUGUGGGCGCCAUAAUAAUCAGAUUGACAACGCCGAUGAGUCCAGACGAUAUGCAGUUCAAAGUGCUUCUUUGGCAGCGCUUCUGUGCCUGCACUAAAUCAGGCUUACUGUUGAAGAUGCGUGUGGAUCUGGUUGGUCAUGCAGAGGCUGAGUGGGUUUGUUUGCCUGAGACAUGGAUCACUUUGGAAGGAUACGGAAUGCAUCUACCAAUGACGAGGAAGUGCGUUAAUCCAGCCAAAGGACAAACGAAAAUGCAAAACGCAUGUCCCCGUUUCCCAUAUGAUAAGAUUCGACCACAGUCAUUCACCGUUGUGGUCACGAGGCACAGCGCGUGUGUGUGUGCGUGUGUGUGUGCGGUUAAAUUGACCGAUUCUCAAAAGAUUAGUUUUGAUUUUCCUGUCAACUCGUUUACGUUGGCGACCGAGCCGGUACCGUCAGCGAAAGCAAUGCAACACUCAAGACCGAUCGCCACUUCAGGGAGCCAGUCCCUGGUUGGGGUUUCUAAUUUGCUCGUUCAAACUUCAGAUUGUAGCGGGCUCAUGGAAUUAGUGAUAAACGAAGCCAGUGAGUGCAGACUUCACAUUGAUAGUGUAGAGAAACAGGAGUUCCUUUGA